UUCUGGGUUAUCUCGUCUAUUUGGUAAAUAACUGUUAGAGAAGAAGAAAAAAGAAAAUCGUGAGAAACAGAGAAAAAAGGGUAACUGUUGUUUGUCGAUCAAAGUAAUCAUUCUCGCAAAAUCCCUUUCUUCGGAAUCAUCUCAUCAAACAAGUCACAGAGGUUGGUUUAGGAAGAAAGGGAUGAUGAUUUGAAAUUUGAUUAGUUUUGUGUUAAAAAAAAAAGAAAAAUGUGGAGCUCAAGCGAGGAGAAGGUGGCCGGUCUGACACCGGUUUACCUCAAUGUCUAUGAUCUAACCCCUGUCAACGAUUACCUCUAUUGGUUCGGAAUCGGCAUUUUCCACUCUGGAAUUGAAGCUCAUGGUAUGGAAUAUUGCUACGGAGCUCACGAGUAUUCAUCCAGUGGUGUAUAUGAGGUUGAGCCUAAGAACUGUCCCGGGUUCGUCUUUAGACGCUCUCUUCUCCUCGGAACUACACCCAUGUCCCCUUCUGAUUUCCGCUCUUACAUGGAGAAGCUUUCUUCAAAGUAUCACGGCGACACUUACCAUUUGAUCGCCAAGAACUGUAACCACUUCACCGAAGAGGUUUGCUUGCAGCUCACGGGUAAGCCUAUUCCUGGAUGGAUCAAUCGCCUCGCCCGACUAGGUUCCUUCUGUAAUUGUCUUCUACCGGAAAGCAUUCAGCUCACGGCUGUUAGUGCUCCUUCUGAACGCCUUGAGUUCUCUGCAAAUCUUCAAUGGCUUCUAAAUGUAGAUGGGGAUGAAUCGAACUCAGAGGCAUCUUCUGUGUCAGAUGAUGAUGAUGAUGAUGAUGAAGAAGAAGGAUCAGAGAAGCAUCUCAUAAACAAUGUAGCAGACAGAGGGGAGGUUGUGUAUCUACAAAACAAACCAGUGCGACUUACCAGAGAGUAGAUGUAAUACCCUGAUGAGAUACUCUUCCUCCUGAAGCAAAUCAUCAGAACUUGCAGUGUGUUUGUUACAGAAAUAUAGCCAUGGAAAGCCCAAUGGGGGUAAAGUGAUAUUCGUCUCCUUAUUGCUGCGCUUGUUCUGCCGGAAAAAAAUCAGUUUAGUAUUCUUCUCAUUCUAGAAAUGUAAAAAAAAAAACAUAUUCCAGAUUUAUUAAAAUCAAGCCACCCUUUGCAGUAAAAAAUCUGGAAGAAGUCAUAUAUUACUUACUUUAAUAUAAAUUAUUGUAUGUUUUAUUUUACUU
This is a messenger RNA of Raphanus sativus (radish), 1207 nucleotides long. RefSeq names its product deSI-like protein At4g17486. The record is from RefSeq and is a predicted model, not a curated record. The coding region runs from base 229 to 909 and encodes 226 amino acids. NCBI's taxonomy places the organism in Eukaryota, Viridiplantae, Streptophyta, Magnoliopsida, Brassicales, Brassicaceae. Gene Ontology annotation, molecular function: deubiquitinase activity. The transcript is spliced from 5 exons. Gene Ontology annotation, biological process: protein deubiquitination.